UAUUCGUUUUCUCAUCUCUCUCUCGUCUCUUUGUUUUAUUAUGUUAUUAGGGCAUUCAUCUUCUUUAGUUCACCUGUUGCCCGGGAAUUGGUUAAUCACAUAAAGAAGGAUGCAAGUGUUUUAUCUCGCAUUGGUGCUUUGAGAGAGAUGAACUUGGAGUAUUUUGCAAUAGAUAGCCAGGGUUUUAUCACUGACAAUGAGAGAGCUCUUGAGGUACUCUUUGGGGAUGAAGAAAAUUCUCGCAAAGGAGAUGCAUGUCUAAAUUUGAUGGCAACCCGAAUAGCUACAGUCUUUGCAUCAUUGCGGGAGUUUCCCCUUGUGCGCUACCGAGCUGCCAAAUCCCUUGAUCCUAAUACAAUGACAACAUUUCGCGAUCUAAUUCCUACAAAGCUUGCUGCUGGCAUUUGGAACUGUCUUAUGAAAUAUAGAUCCAACCUUCCUAACUUCCCUCAAUCAGAGACAUGCGACCUGCUUAUCCUGGAUAGAUCAAUAGACCAGAUCGCUCCAGUCAUACAUGAAUGGACAUAUGAUGCCAUGUGCCAUGAUUUACUGAAUAUGGAUGGAAACAAAUAUGUACACGAGGUUGCUAGCAAAACUGGUGGUGUUCCUGAAAGGAAAGAGGUUCUUUUGGAGGAUCAUGACCCUAUCUGGCUAGAGCUCCGCCAUUCACAUAUAGCUGAUGCUAGUGAAAGAUUGCACGAGAAGAUGACAACUUUUGUAUCAAAAAAUAAAGCUGCACAAAUCCAUGGUUCAAGGUUGUAUGUAGUUAUGUAUAAUUUAAGAUCUUUGGUUUACUGUUGUCUGAAAUGCAGUUAGUAGGAAUCUUCUAUUGACUUUUAAUCUGUAACAUUUCUGAGAAUUAUACUCCU
Olea europaea var. sylvestris is the source of this 869-nucleotide messenger RNA. Its product is annotated as SNARE-interacting protein KEULE-like. The annotation marks the transcript as partial. Gene Ontology annotation, biological process: intracellular protein transport; vesicle-mediated transport. Gene Ontology annotation, molecular function: syntaxin binding. The transcript has 7 exons. Gene Ontology annotation, cellular component: secretory granule; plasma membrane. Lineage: Eukaryota; Viridiplantae; Streptophyta; Magnoliopsida; Lamiales; Oleaceae. The record is from RefSeq and is a predicted model, not a curated record.